Messenger RNA from Psilocybe cubensis, 1053 nucleotides. RefSeq lists its product as uncharacterized. Lineage: Eukaryota; Fungi; Basidiomycota; Agaricomycetes; Agaricales; Agrocybaceae. Bases 1 to 1053 code for a protein of 350 amino acids. The record is from RefSeq and is a predicted model, not a curated record. The transcript is spliced from 3 exons.
AUGGGCACAUCUUCGCUCUCGAAACUGUUCGCUCGUCCUUCAAAACGCCUGGGUGUUCAUUCCAUGAAAGGUAAAGAAGAGUCCAAUUUCAGCAGUGAAAUCUUCCAACUGCUGAUGCUCAACAGCAUGAGGAAAGUUCUUCCAGUGCGAGGUCAGAGCAAGAUCUCCAUUCCGGUGUCUGUUGAAAAGCCUUCUCCACCAAUGUCAAAAGAGGAGGCCUUCGAGGCGUUGUUGGCGAUGUCUGAAUCUGACGAGGAUUCGAAGCGCUCUUCAGUUUUUACCAUGAAAAGGACGAGUUCUGGCGAGUCAUCACCAUCAGAAUACUCAAGCUCCCCUUCAACACCUUCUUCGUUCUCGCUCAGCGUACUUUCUGGAGACUCUGAAAAGAAGGAUGGUGAAAGUAUUAGAUUCCCCAAAAGCGACACGGAGUCUGAUUUGGCGGUGCCUUCUGAGGAAAAGCUUGAACCUACUACCCUUGCGACUGAGGUAGGCUCAAAAGAAGACGUGGCGGAGGACCCUUGCUCUGGCGGGCAUACACAAGAUGAUGAUUACCUCGAUAUGCGCCUGGUCAAUAAGCUCUUCGAGGACAUUGUCAACCCGCGUGCGCGUCGCGUAGGUAUGGUCCCCGGACCACGCACUGGACUUGGGAACGCUAUUUUGGCCGCAUAUAAGCAGGAGUUACUAGAGACUGUUAUUGCGCUUGAGGAUUCGUUUUCCUCACCGGUCCCCGCGUCGGGACUUUCACCGUACCCAUGGGAUAAGGUGCCUGAGGUAUCGGGUGGCGACAUAGAUGCCGGGGACAGCUCGCCUGACGCCAGUUUCGACAGCGCUGUGGUUAGUCUGGAUAUCUUCAAAGAAAAGGACGAAGUCCCUUCCCAACCAACCACGGCGGAAGGAAGAACCGGAUCCCAAUCCUCUGUUGACUGUGGUUCAUAUUCUCCUUCGAAGACAGCAAGACAAAGUGAGGGGAAUUUUGCGCAUUUCUGUGGACAGGGAUAUACAUCCUCCCGACACGAAAGUGUUCAGGACCAUUUCAACUCGCCCAUUCGCUAA